This is a messenger RNA of Racocetra persica, 134 nucleotides long. NCBI's taxonomy places the organism in Eukaryota, Fungi, Glomeromycota, Glomeromycetes, Diversisporales, Gigasporaceae. The record is from the annotation of a GenBank genome assembly.
GCCUUACUCCAGGAACUACAUCAGACUACCGAUUAUGCGCAGCACAGACCCUACUUGAAAAGCACGUCAUUCGGAAUCCAACAAGAGGGCCCUCCAUCAACCCCACCAUCUUUUUGGACUUUAUGCACUAUCUG